Molecule: messenger RNA, 982 nt
Organism: Plectropomus leopardus (leopard coralgrouper)
Lineage: Eukaryota; Metazoa; Chordata; Actinopteri; Perciformes; Serranidae
Source: RefSeq, a predicted model, not a curated record
CAGGGUCCUGGCACUUUGUUGAAGUGAAUGACGCUGAAGGUGAACCGUCCUCCUGACCACUGGAUUCUUCUUCUGUGGUGCCAUCAUGGAGCUGGCGUACGUGUGUGAGUGGGAAAAACGUCCGAAGAGCACGCACUGUCCCUCCGUCCCGCUAGUGUGCUCCUGGUCCUGCAGGAACCUGGUGGCCUUCACCACCGACCUCAAGAGUGACGACGAUGACAAAGAUGUCAGUCACAUGAUCCACAUCAUCGACACGGAGCACCCCUGGGACGUUUACUCCAUCAACUCUGGACACACUGAGGUCAUUUCCUGUCUGGAGUGGGACCAAUCAGGCUCGCGGCUUCUGUCUGCAGACGGCGACGGGCAGAUUAAAUGCUGGUCGAUGUCAGAUCACCUGGUGAACAGCUGGGAGAGCAUCCUGUCCAGCUCGCUGGACGGAGACCCCAUCGUUGCCCUCAGCUGGUUGCACAAUGGCGUCAAGCUGGCGCUGCACGUCGAGAUGUCGGGUUCCACAAACUUUGGAGAGAAGUUCUCUCGGGUGAAGUUCUCUCCGUCUCUGACGCUGUUUGGCGGGAAGCCGAUGGAGGGCUGGCUGGCGGUGACGGUGAGCGGGCUGGUCACGGUGUCACUGCUGAAGCCGGGAGGCGCCUUGCUCACGGCCAGCGAGAGUCUGUGCCGACUACGAGGACGUGUGGCGCUCGCCGACAUCGCCUUCACCGGGGGAGGGAACAUCGUGGUGGCCGCCACCGAUGGCAGCAGCUCCUCCCCCGUCCAGUUCUACAAGGUGGUGGUGAGCGUGGUGAGCGAGAAGUGCCGCAUCGAUACAGAGCUGCUGCCAUCGCUGUUCCUGCGCUGCACCACCGACCCGCUGAGACGGGACAAGUACCCCGCCGUCACGCACCUCAAGUUCCUCACCAGGGAGAACUCCGAGCAGGUAACAGAACUACAGAGAGAACAUCUAACAGAACCACAGAGAACCAAC